Triticum urartu is the source of this 1074-nucleotide messenger RNA. Lineage: Eukaryota; Viridiplantae; Streptophyta; Magnoliopsida; Poales; Poaceae. The record is from RefSeq and is a predicted model, not a curated record.
ACCCCAGUCCCCACUCAGCUCCUUCCGACACACCCGCGAAAACCCUACCACCAGAGGCAUCGCCAUCGCCGGGCGAGAUGAAGGGCGGCGACGUCGAGGCGGGUGGCACCGGCACCGCGGCGCUGAAGGCCGCGCUGUACCCCGGGGCGACGGAGAGCACCGAGCUGCGCUGGGCGCUCAUCCGGAAGAUCUAUGUCGUACUCUACCUGCAGCUUCUCCUCACCGCCGUCGUUGCUGUCGUCGUGUACAAGGUCCGCCACUUCAUCGUCUCCUACGACGGCCUCGGGUUCUACAUCUUCCUCUUCAUCUUCCCCAUCACCGUGCUGUUCCCGCUGUUUAUCUACCGCAAGAAGCACCCAGUCAACCUGCUGCUGCUUGGCGUCUUCACAGUGGCCAUCACCUUCUCUGUGGGCUUCAUGCGUUCCUUUUAUAGUGGCAAGGUCAUUUGGGAGGCUGGGAUUCUUACAAUCGUGGUUGUCUUGAGCCUCACUGCUUACACCUUCUGGGCUGCAAGGAGGGGCAAGGACUUUAGCUUCCUUGGUCCUUUCCUAUUUGCUUCUCUGGUGAUUUUGCUCGUCUUUGGGUUCAUUCAGAUCUUCUUCCCGCUGGGCAAGCUCUCUCACAUGAUCAAUGGCGCGCUGGCGGCACUCAUCUUCAGUGGCUACAUUGUCUAUGACACGGGCAACAUCAUCAAGCGUUACACCUAUGACGAGUAUGUCUGGGCCGCCGUCACACUCUACCUUGACAUCAUGAUUCCAGCUGUGCCUGCCACCCUUCAUUGGGUGGAUGACAGCCAGGCGCGUCACCCUGCCCCUGCUCUCUCAUGAUUCAAAUCCCGUGGACGAAUCCCUUGACAAGAAGAGUUGUAUAGGCUUGUCAGUCUCGCUGGCACGGUUUAAUUGAGUUGACCCCUACUAGUAGAGGGAAUGCAUAAGAAAACUGCUGUUCGUCAGUUCUAUUCUAUGUAUGGUGGAUGUGAUGUUGUAUUUAGGGGAUCUUUGACAUGCUGGGUUGGUGGUGCUGCUGCGUUUACGGUAUUCUAAUAUCAUUUGUGUAGCCGCGUGGCUUCUACUU